AUGACAGGAUACAGGGAUGAUAUUCAUCUUCCUUUCUUCUGCUAUGUCUCUCUUUUCUCUGCUUACAUUAUGACAGGAUACAGGGAUGAUAUAUUUCACUCUUGUUCUUCUAUGCUAUGUCUCUUUUCUCUGCUUAUGUAUUUGACAGGAUACAGGGAUGAUAUUAAUCACACUCUUCCUCUUCUAUCUAUGUCUCUUUUUCUCUGCUUACAUUAUGACAGGAUCUAUGCACACUCUUCCCCUCUUCUAUGCUAUGAUACAGGGAUGAUAUUAAUCACACUCUUCCCCUUUCUAUGCUAUCUCUCUUUUUCUCUUCUUACAUUAUCAGGAUACAGGGAUGAGAUUAUGCUUUUUUCUUCUCUUUUUCUCUGCUUACAUUAUGACAGGAUCAGGGAUGAUAUUAAGCACACUCUUCCCUCUUCUAUCUAUGUCUCUUUUUCUGUUUCUAUUAUGACAGGAUACAGGGAUGAUAUUAUGCACACUCCUAUUUCUUCUAUGCUAUGUCUCUUUUUCUCUGCUUACAUUAUGACAGGAUACAGGGAUGAUAUUACUUUCCCUCUUCUAUGCUAUGUCUCUUUUUCUCUCUCAGCCCUCUUUCUUCUAUCUCUGGAUGAUAUGCAGCACACUCUUCCCUCUUCUAUCUAUGUCUCUUUUCUCUGCUUCAUUAUGACAGGAUACAGGGAUGAUAUUACACCUCUCUUCCCUCUUCUAUGCAAUCUCUUUUUCUCUGCUUACAUUAUGACAGGAUACAGGGAUAUUCAUAUCUUCCUCUUCUAUGCUAUGUCUCUUUUUAUCUAUUACAUUAUGACAGGAUACAGGGAUCUAUCUAUCUAUCUCUCUUCUAUGCUAUUUCUAUUUUUCUCGCUUCAUUACGACAGGAUCUAUCUAUCUAUCUAUCUUUUCUUCCUCUUCUAUCUCUAUGUCUCUUUUUCUUUGCUUAUAUUUGACAGGAUUCAUCUAUCUAUCUAUCUAUCUAUCUAUCUAUAUCUAUCUUUCUAUCUAUCUAUUUCCAGGAUACUGUUCAUAUCUUUUUCUCUUUUCUAUGUAUGUAUUUCAGCCCGCUCAUAUUAUCUAUCAGGAUCUAUCUAUCUAUCUAUCUAUCUAUCUAUCUAUCUAUCUAUCUAUCUAUUUUGGUCUGUUCUAUCUAUGUCUAUUUUUUUCUUUGUCAGCCCACUCAUCCUAUCAUCUAUCUAUCUAUCUAUCUAUCUAUCUAUCUAUCUAUCUAUCCCUAUCUAUCUAUCUAGGUCUGUUCAUAUCUAUGUCUGUUCAUAUGUGUAUUCAGCCCGUUCAUCCUAUCUAUCUAUCUAUCUAUCUAUCUAUCCUAUCCUAUCUAUCUAUUUUGGGUCUGUUCAUAUCUAUGUCUCUUUUUCUAUGUGUAUUUCAGCCCGUUCAUCUAUCUAUCUAUCUAUCUAUCUAUCCUAUCUAUCCUCUGUCUAUCUAUUUAUCUAUCUGUUCUAUUUGUCUCUUUUUCAUAUUUAUGUCUCAUCUAUCUAUCUAUCUAUCUAUCUUCUAUCUAUCUAUCUAUAUCUAUCUAUGUAUCCUCUAUAUUUCGGUCUGUUCAUAUCUAUGUCUCUUUUUCUAUGUAUGUAUUUCAGCCCACUCAUCUAUCUAUCUAUCUAUCUAUCUAUCUAUCUAGGUCUAUUUAUCUAUUUCUUUUCAUUUCUAUCUAUAUCUCUUUCAUCUAUCUAUCUAUCUAUUUCAUCUAUCUAUCUAUCUAUCUAUCUAUCUAUCUAUCUAUCUAUUUCUGGUCUGUUCAUAUCUAUGUCUCUUUUCUAUAUAUUUCAGCCCGUUCAUCUACCUAUCUAUCUAUCUAUCUAUCUAUCUAUCUAUCUAUCUAUCUAUCUAUCUAUCUAUCUAUCUAUCUAUUUCAAUCUAUUUCAUAUCUAUGUCUCUUUUUCUAUGUAUGUGUAUUUCCAGCCCGUUCAUCUAUCUAUCUAUCUAUCUAUCCUUAUCUAUCUAUCCUAUCUAUCUAUAUCUAUCUAUCCUCCUAUCUAUUUCCCGGUCUGUUCCUUAUCUAUAUCUCUUUUUUCUAUGUAUGUAUUUCAGCCCGUUCAUCUAUCUAUCUAUCUAUCUAUCUAUCUCUAUCUAUCUAUUUCCGCCCGUUCAUCUAUCUAUCUAUCUAUCUAUCUAUCUAUCUAUCUAUCUAUCUAUCUAUCUAUCUAUUUCGGUCUGUUCAUAUCUAUGUCUUUUUCUAUGAUAUUUACCUUCAUUUAUCUAUCUAUCUAUCUAUCUAUCUAUCUAUCUAUCUAUCUAUGUAAAUCUUUCCAUAUAUCAUUAUAUUUUAUCUAUCUAUUUGUAACAAUCUGUUCAUAUCUAUCUAUCUAUCUAUCUAUCUAUCUAUCUAUCUAUCUAAGCACCAAUAUAUCUAACUACCUUUUUUCAUCUAACCAUCACACUUCCUAUCUAUCUAUCUAUCUAUCUAUCUAUCUAUCUAUCUAUCUAUCUAUCUAUCUAAAUCUUUCCAUAUAUCAUUAA
This is a messenger RNA of Acanthosepion pharaonis, 2475 nucleotides long. The record is from the annotation of a GenBank genome assembly. Lineage: Eukaryota; Metazoa; Mollusca; Cephalopoda; Sepiida; Sepiidae.